GAAUAAAUCAAAGCGGUAUCCUCUGCAUGAAGCUACUUGCUUCUUUUUUGGAUUUUCUGAAGGAGCGAAUGUUCCAAAUUACGGUUUCGUGGGCUGCUACUUUUACACGAAUCAGAUGAAGCAGUUCACUAGAUUUAAUCUAUCAAGAGUUAUCGGUCCAUUAACAGUGCAUAGUUGUGUGCAGAGCUGCAUGCAACAACACUGGAAGUACGCUGGCCUGAUGGCAGGUACAAAGUGCUACUGUGGAAAAAGUUAUAAUCAGACAUUUGCCGUAGACCAGAAACACUGCGAUAAAAAGUGUGAAGACAACAGGUUCUUACAGUCUUGUGGAGGGGCAAAAUACAUGGACAUUUACAAUACGGAUUACGAUGUAAGGCUGCUGCUCAGUAUUCCGGGAAAUAACACUAAUUUUCUAGAGGUCUGGAACAGAUCAACAGGAGGGACAUUCGAAAAUAUGUUCAUCGAUGACAGUUUAAGAAGCCCAUUAAUUGAUAGAUGGAAUACAAUGACACCAGAAUAUGUUUCGGUAAUGUUGUUCAACCGGUACGGACAGCCUCUCUGGUCAAUUGACUUUUUCACCAAUGACACUAACUCAUCCAGAGUGAAGCACUGGAUGACGAAGGAGUGGAUCCUUCCAAACAAAUAUUAUAACAAUACCAUGAAAAACAGUAUCUUCAUUAACGUAAACGAGAGCAGUGGAGAAAUAAAGAUAGAUGUAAGCAAUGGAAGAAAGAAGGCCAGGUUUGCUCAUAGAUACCGGAAUCACUCCAGUAACACGAUGACCGUAUUUUCUCCCCAUGAAGACGGACAAUAUGGUCUCCUGCAAGAGGCGACCGAAAGUAGAUCCGAUCAGGGUGAUGAGACAGGGCCUAAAUUGACAAAAUUGGAAAUGAAGAACCAUAGCUGCGACCAUGGUAACAUUACAAAAAAGACAGCUGUAUACAUAUGUUGUAUUGAAUCACAUCAUUACAAUGGGACGUACGUGGAGAUGGAAUUCUGGCCUUAUGAAGGGACUAAAUCAAAAAUUGUUAAAGUUUCUGGUAAAGUCUUCAUUUAUGAACACGAGAUUGAGUUUGUGUUGAGUCAUGACACAGUUACAACAUGUACAAUGACUUCUUUGACAGAGAUACACAUAGUUGACUUUGGUGUUCAAGCUGUAUGA
Messenger RNA from Ostrea edulis (European flat oyster), 1162 nucleotides. RefSeq lists its product as uncharacterized. The transcript is spliced from 12 exons. The record is from RefSeq and is a predicted model, not a curated record. Lineage: Eukaryota; Metazoa; Mollusca; Bivalvia; Ostreida; Ostreidae. The coding region runs from base 116 to 1162 and encodes 348 amino acids.